Messenger RNA from Seminavis robusta, 759 nucleotides. The record is from the annotation of a GenBank genome assembly. NCBI's taxonomy places the organism in Eukaryota, Bacillariophyta, Bacillariophyceae, Naviculales, Naviculaceae.
AUGUCCCCUCAACCUUUCACCUGCUGGAAAAAGUUGUUUGCCUUGCUGUUGGUACUUGUGGCACAGCUGUCACACUCGUUCCAACCGAUAUCACCUACUGCACCACAACGCGUGGGGACGACAGCACGGUAUACAUUUAGUAGCAGCGAAGACUAUCCUGGUUUUACUCCUCCACAAGGCUACCAAGAAUUCCAAGAAUUCGACGAAGCUAUCGACGACGACAAUCGACUAUCCGAUGAAGAUCUCGAAGCCACCUUGACUCCCUGGGAUCCACUCAAACCGCAAUUCAAUACCGUCCACUUGACGGGUCGAAUUGGCAACGACCCGGAAGCACGGUAUUUGGACGAGGGCAAGGUCGUUGUCAAUUUAUCGUUGGCUUGCAGGCGAAAAUAUCAUUACAUGGAACGACAAUAUCUCAACAUCAAAUCGGGAGACGAAGAAACCGACUGGUACGGACUCGAGAUUUGGGGACUCACGGCAGAAUUUGUCGCCAAAUACGUCGAAAAAGGAAUGCGAGUGGGAGUCAUUGGCAGUUUGCAAGAAGACAAAUGGAUUGAUAAGGAGACACAGGAACCACGCAACAGAGUUAAAGUUGUUGUGAGAGAGUUUGAUAUUCUAGAAUCAAGAGCGGAAGGAGACCUAAGACGUCAACGAAGUGGCAGCAACAACUACGGCAAUAAUAAUCAAUACGGAAGUGGUGGUGGUGGUGGUGGACCUUCGUCUUCCUCUGCUGGCACUGGUGGAUUCUUUGAUAGUUAA